CUCCUCCAGGCAGCAGUGUGUGUGUGUGUGUGUGUGUGUGUGUGUCGUGUGUCCGCCGCCGCUGAUGGAGUGAUGGAGGCUGUGUGCGGGCAGCAGUACCGGGCUCUGGCGCUGGACGCGGGUCUCUGCACGCUGCUGGCGGUGCUGCUGUCCGCGCUGCUGAAGCUCAGCCUGGAGCGGAUCCGCCGGUGGCGCGCGCGGGUCCCGGUGCUGGUGGUGGGCUCGGGCCCGGUGGGGCUGACGGCGGCGCUGGUCGCUGUCCGCUCCGGGAAGGUGCUGAAGCUGACGCUACUGGACGCGCGGUACCGGAGCGCGCUGCUCCGCCGCCCGCAGCAGAUCGCGCUGGACCCGCGCAGCGUCCGCUUCCUGCUGGAGCUCGGCGUGGACUUCGACAACAUGGAGGGCUGCUGGAGCAACGAGCACUUCUACACCCGCAUCGGUGUGUUCCAGGAGCACCUGCUGAGCAUCCUGGAGCAGAAGAAGCAGACGCUGGACAUCCGCCUGCAGCUCGGCACCAGGUUCAGUGAGGAUUAUCUGAGGAAGAUGUCGAGAGCCGAUCGUCCGCGGGUGAUCGUGGUGGCGGACGGUUCGUGCGGAGACUCCUGCUCGGUUCUGGGCAUCAGCUCUGAUUAUAUUGUAGAGUCGUGUCGUGCUUACGGAGCCAACGCUACCAUCGAGAGACUGGACCAGAGACAGGUUCCUACACCAGAGAUUCGUGCCCACAGUGUGUUCUUCGACCUGUCUGCGUACGGUAUUGACACACUGAAGGAGUCUCGAUGCUCGUCUCAGGCUGCUGCCGCUAAACCCGGAUUCCACCUGAAGAUCUACGGCACUUUCCGGAACCGCUACAUGGCGCUUGUCUGCGGGCCUGAUGCUGACAGCAAGAUGAUGCAGUUCCUGCGGCACACGGCCAACGCCUCAAUCAUGAAGAACAUCUUCCACCAGUCCUUCAACGCCUAUAAGACGGACCUGGAGCCGCGUCUGAGCGAGCUGACGCUGCACAACAUGCAGUGCAGCCGGAAGCUGUUCGAGAUCCUGCUGUCGUACCGCCGGGUGAACGCCGCCUUCAUCGAGGGAGACCGCAUCGCCGUCACAGUGGAGGGGGAAGCGGCGCGAGUGCUCAACUUCGACACCGGCUGUGGUGUGAAUCUGGGCAUGCGCGGUCUGGAGUCUCUGGGAAUCUUCAUCUACCGGACGGCCACGGCUCUGGACCAGAACGACGUUUUUGAGGCGCUUUCAGCCAAGAUCCAGCACUCGCGGCACGUGGCGGAGACCUUCAGGAGGAGCGGCCUGACCUCCGCCAUGUUUGAGUGAGAGGAACUCACCAUCAGAACAGCGGAAAUACUGAACACCAGAGCUUUUUACUUGUGAAAAACAGUGUCUAGUUAUUAGUGGAAAUGUGAUGAUGCUGUUUCAGGCCCGUAGUCAAGGGGAGGACGGGGUAAAUAGUCCACAUUUGGUCUGGAAUUCGUCUAGAUUUUUUAAUCCCAUUAUUGACGUCCAUUGUCCAGUUUUGACUGCUUUUUUCAGCACAAAUUGUGAAAACAAUAGUUUGAUGAAGGCUUUCAGACUUAGCAGAAUCCUGUUAUCUGCUGCUCCAGAAUUUAUGGAAGCCCAUUUGAAGAGUUCACACUCAGCUGAUGAUUGAUUAUGACGCGUGUUUGGCGUGCUGUCCCAGGAGAGAGCCCUGAACUCAUAAGAUCCUCGAGCCCGGGGCUCCCUCCUGUUUGCAAGGGCGAGAGGGGAGUUUGAGCUCAGGUAGAUCUGGAGAACUCCCCUGCUGUAUUAGCUAAUGAACAGAUAGUGAUUGCUCUUUAAACAUCACUACUGACUAGGAGCAUGUCUAUGGUGCUGAUUUGGAUUAGUCAAUUAGCUUAAGUCACAUGCUUUUAGACAGUGGGAGGAAACCGGGGAACCCGGGGGAAAACCCACGUGAGCACGGG
Messenger RNA from Danio aesculapii, 1943 nucleotides. RefSeq lists its product as uncharacterized. Bases 73 to 1314 code for a protein of 413 amino acids. NCBI's taxonomy places the organism in Eukaryota, Metazoa, Chordata, Actinopteri, Cypriniformes, Danionidae. The transcript has 5 exons. The record is from RefSeq and is a predicted model, not a curated record.